Molecule: messenger RNA, 2652 nt
Organism: Hevea brasiliensis (rubber tree)
Lineage: Eukaryota; Viridiplantae; Streptophyta; Magnoliopsida; Malpighiales; Euphorbiaceae
Exons: 1
Coding region: 671-2458 (595 amino acids)
Biological process (GO): DNA replication initiation; double-strand break repair via break-induced replication; mitotic DNA replication preinitiation complex assembly
Cellular component (GO): DNA replication preinitiation complex
Molecular function (GO): chromatin binding; DNA replication origin binding; single-stranded DNA binding
Source: RefSeq, a predicted model, not a curated record
CGAGUUUUUAAGAUGUUGACCCAAUAAUAUAUCAGGCCGACGCCGUACAAAUACAAAUAAUAAGCUGGCGCCAAAACCUGGCGCUAAGUUGAAAAUUUUAAAUUUCAUAAAACUAACGGUGAAUUCAAAAUCAAAACCACACUCUUAAGAUAAUUCCUUUCAAAAACACACGCACACUCUCUCUCUCUGCGUAAGAUCUGGAUGUUAGAGUUGAAAGGAACGGAGGGUUUCUCAUUUUAUGCACAAAUCUCAGGUACUCCACCUCCAUCUCUACCUCUAAAAUUCAGUAUCUUUUGUUCAUGGGGGUUUCUAUUUUAGUCCAUUUCAGCUGCUAUUAUGUUGUUAAAUUCGAAGCAGUUUCUGGGUAAUCUUGCUUCUCUCGUAGUUUUAAUGAAAUUGAGUUAUUUUUUAGCACUAUCAAACAUGACCCAAUUCAACGCAUUCUCUGAAGUUGCCCUUUUUUCAUCUUCCCCUAAAUUUCUCUUGGCUUAAUUGAGCAGUUAGGGCUUAAAAUUCAAGAAAAAUGAGUGGAUUAUGACCUACCCAUGUUGAUCUCAGCUCUAAUUUUCAAUUUGAGCAUCUGAGAUCAGAAAAAGGACAGUUUCAUAUCCAGUUUUAGCCUCUUAAAUAUCAAUCUUUUCUCUGUAUUUGUGGCGCCAAUUGUUUAAUUAUGGUGAGAGAGCAAAGGUUAGAGUCUUUUUACACUCGCCUCCGCGAAUCAGUCUCGGCUUCAUCACUCUCUCCUCUGCUUAUAUUUCCCUCAACUUCCGAUGUUGAUUCACUAUGUGCUCUUAAAAUAAUAUUUCACAUCCUUGAAUCUGAUUCUGUCCGCUACUCUUGCUAUCCCGUUUCUUCUUUUCAAGAAAUUCAUAAAUAUGCUGGCCCUGAUCUGACUUCACCUUCAAGUGAACCCAUUUCAAUCCUCUUAAUUAAUUGGGGUUGCCAGCGUGAUUUGCGUAGGUUACUCAAUUUAGGUCCAGGGGCGCGUGUUUUUGUCAUUGAUAGUCACCGCCCCAUCCAUUUGCAUAACCUGAGCGAGCAAAAUGACAGUGUGAUUGUGCUUUACACGCAUGAUGAUGAAAAUCAAGCUGAUUUAGCCUAUGAUUUUGAUGUUUCCGCUUUGGCUAAUGCGAGCGAGUUGAAUAGUGAUGAUGAGGGUGACGACAGCUCAGAUAGUGAAGAGGAGGAAGACAGUGAAAGUGAAGGUGAAGAGGAUGGGAGUGGGGAGUCAAGGAAGCGAAGGAGGGUUUCAAAGGAGAAAAAAGAUGAUCCAGUUCAGCUUUUCAGGAAAUUAAAGAGGGAAUAUUAUAACAUGGGUACUUUCCAUGGAAGGCCCUCAGGGUAUUUGAUGUUUGAUUUGUCACAUUCUUUGAGGAAGAACACAAAUGAAUUGCUUUGGUUGGCUUGUGUUUCACUAACUGAUCAGUUUGUUCAUGAAAGAUUAACGGAUGAGAGGUAUCAAGCUGGGGUUAUGGAGCUUGAGCAGCAUAUCAACAGUUCAGGUAAUUUAGAGGCUGUUUCUAUGGUGACUCUCAAAGAUGGAACAAAGAUUCGAGCACCUGAAUCAUCAAGGAUAGCAUAUGAAGAUGAGCCAAGACUUAUGUUGUUAAGGGAGUGGAAUUUGUUUGAUUCGAUGUUAUGUUCUUCAUAUAUUGCCACAAAAUUAAAGACAUGGAGCGACAAUGGAAUGAAGAAGCUGAAGCUCCUCCUUGCAAGAAUGGGAUUUGCGCUUGUGGAUUGCCAACAGAAGUUUCAAUACAUGAAUCUUGAAGUAAAGAGGAAAAUGAAAGAUGAAUUUGAACGGUUUUUACCUGAAUACGGGCUUACUGAUUUUUACUACAGGAGUUUCUUGAGGCUUCAUGGGUAUAGCUCCAGGGUUUCUGCGGCAGAUGUGGUCUAUGGGGUGACAGCAUUGCUCGAGUCAUUUGUUAACUCUGAUGGCUCUUGUGCUUCUAAGCAGUUUGGAGAGGCAUAUGAUGCACUCUCCUUGAAUAAUCUUGACAAAUUGAAAGCUGGAAUGCAACAAGCGAUCAAGGUACAGCGAGCAAUUCUUAGACAAGGAAGUACAGCAAUCACAAAAAGUGGUUCUAUCAGAAGUGGAAGGAAGUUCAGAUGGGUAAAGCUUGAGGAUUCAGUGGAUACAAAGUUGUUGGGAUACCCACAGGCUUUGACUAAAUUCUGCUAUUUUCUAAUGGAUGCCUUGAGAGAGAAAGGAGCUAGAGCAAAGCCCUUGCUUUGUGCAUGCUUAUCACAAGAGCCAAACAAGAUGUUGAUUGUUGGGGUUUGUGGAAAACCUCGACUUGGAGCAGUUCAAGGAAAUGCCUUUGGCGUUGCAUUCAGAAAUGCAGCUGAGGAGAUUGGAGCUGAGUUCUUUCAUGAGUUGUUUGAAUCUUCAUGGAUUGUUUUAGAUAAAGGUGCAGUUAAUAAUUUUAUGAUCAGAUUAACUGAGAAGCUAUGAUGGAGAACUUUGUCUACCAUCUAGAUAACUCUCCCUUUUUUUUUUUAAGUUUUCCGGCUCUUUCCCUACAAAAUUAGCUGUGUUCUUGGGGAAGGAUAUCAUCUAUGUUUGUCUCUGAAUUUCUUAAUCCUGCCAUGUUUGAAAUGACUCAUAAAUGCGAAGUCAGAAUUGAUUUCAGUCCAAGAAUUUUUUUC